CGGGGCGGGGCCACGCAGGGCAGGGCGCGCGGCGGCGGCAGCUCCGCGGUGUCUGCGCGCCGCGCAGGGCUGGGGGCAGCGAUACCCUCAAAAUGGCAGCGAGAGGCCGCAGGCAGCCGCGUGUCAUAGCGGAGCGGGAAAAUGCAGGAGAGGCGCCCUCGGGUGUCGGCUGGGAGGCAGCGGAGAAGCCGCGGGGGCCCUCGGGAGAGCCGUUACUUUGAUAGUCGGCGCGCAGAGAAGCGGGGGGCUUCGUGCGGCGCUCGGCAACGGCUUCUGAGGGGAUGUUGGCCGGGGUUAGCCGCGCUGAAGUGCAUAAAUAACAGUGUCACCGAAAAUAGCGAUAUUUAUAAUCCUCCGAGGAGCCCCAUAACCGGUCGCACUGAUGAAAUGUGUAUUAAGGAACAGGGCCCCGACAUGCCACUGUCGCGACUGCGCAAAGCCAUCGAGGAGUCCUGCCCGCACCUGGCCGGCUCGGUGCACAUCAGGUUAAAACUUAUGGCAGAAGGAGAACUGAAAGAUAUGGAACAGUUUUUUGAUGACCUUUCAGAUUCAUUUACUGGGACAGAGCCAGAAGUUCAUAAAACAAGUGUAGUAGGUCUCUUUCUACGCCAUAUGAUCUUGGCAUACAAUAAGCUUUCUUUCAGUCAGGUCUAUAAACUUUACACUGCACUUCAGCAAUACUUUCAAAAUGAUGAGAAGAAAGAUGGAAUUGAUGAGAGCGAUAUGGAGCUGACAAAUACAGAAGACCUGGAGGGGAAAAUGGAGAAAGAAGAACUUGAUGCCCCUCUAAGCAGGGAAGAAGAGAUAUCUUGCAGUGGGCCUCUUUCCCAGAAACAAGCAGAGUAUUUUCUUUCUCAGCAGGCUUCUUUACUAAAGAAUGAUGAAACAAAGGCUCUUACUCCAGCAUCUUUACAGAAGGAAUUGAACAACUUGUUAAAAUUUAAUCCAGACUUUGCUGAAGCACAUUAUUUAAGCUACUUAAAUAAUCUCAGAGUGCAGGAUGUCUUCAGUUCAACACACAGCCUCCUUCACUAUUUUGACCGUUUAAUUCUCACUGGAGCAGAAAGCAAAAGCAACGGGGAUGAAGGUUAUGGUCGGAGCUUGAGAUACGCUGCUCUAAAUCUAGCUGCACUGCACUGUCGGUUUGGCCAUUAUCAGCAGGCUGAACUUGCACUUCAGGAAGCCAUCCGAAUUGCACAGGAGUCUAAUGAUCAUGUCUGCUUGCAGCACUGCCUGAGCUGGUUGUACAUCUUGGAACAGAAGAUAUUUGAUAGCUGUGUUCUACUGGAGCACUCUGUAAACAAAUCUUUACAUUUUGGUUUGCCAUACCUAGCUUCCCUGGGAAUACAGUCCUUGGUUCAGCAAAGAGCUUUUGCAGGAAAGGCUGCCAACAAGCUAAUGGAUGCCUUAAAAGAUUCUGAUCUGUUACACUGGAAACACAGCUUGUCAGAACUUAUCGAUAUUAGCAUAGCACAGAAGACUGCCAUUUGGAGGUUAUAUGGCCGCAGCACCAUGGCACUUCAGCAAGCCCAGACCUUGCUGAGCAUGAACAGCCUGGAGGCUGUGAACGUGGGCGUACAGCAGAAUAACACGGAGUCCUUCGCUGUAGUGCUGUGUCACCUGGCUGAGCUACACGCAGAGCAGGGAUACUUUGCGGCUGCUUCUGAAAUAUUGAAACAUCUAAAGGAAAGAUUUCCUCCCAACAGUCAGCAUGCGCAGCUUUGGAUGCUGUUUGAUCAGAAAAUACAGUUUGAGAGAGCCAUGAAUGAUGGCAGAUAUCAUAUAGCAGAUUCUCUUGUAGCCGGAAUUACAGCACUUAAUAGCAUUGAAGGAGUAUACAGAAAAGCUCUUGUUUUGAAAGCCCAAAAUCAAAUGUCAGAGGCGCACAAACUUUUGCAGAAAUUGUUGAUCCACUGCCAGAAAAUCAAGAACACUGAGAUGGUGAUUAGUGUACUUCUCUCAAUAGCAGAGCUCUACUGGAGAUCUUCAUGUCACACGAUAGCUUUGCCUGUCCUGCUACAGGCGCUUGCCCUCUCUCGAGAAUAUAGUCUGCAGUACUUGGCUUCUGAAACUGUGCUGAACUUGGCUUUCUCCCAGCUGAUCCUUGGGAUUCCUGAGCAAGCCCUGAAUAUUCUGCAUAUGGCGAUAGAGCCCGUCUUGGCUCACGGAGCUGUGCUGGACAAAGGCUGUGCCAUGUUCUUGGUGGCCAAAUGUCAGGUGGCUUCUGCAGCUUCCUACACUCCACAGAAGAAGGUUGAAGGUAGCAUGAAGAAGAGUUCUCACUGUCUAUACCUCAUUCCCAAGCUGAGAACUGCAAACCAGCCUUUGGAAUCAGCUAUUCUGAAUCUAAAUGAAGCUAAGACUUAUUUUGCCAAAGUGGAUUGCAAAGAGCAACUCCGAGAUGUUCUCUACUUUCAAGCCAGACUGUUCCACACCCUAGGCAAGACCCAGGAGAGGAACAAAUGUGCCAUGCUCUUCCGGCAGCUGCACCAGGAGCUGCCUGCGCAUGGUGUCCCCUUAAUAAAUGCCUUUAAGUGAUGCGUUUAGAGAUGAGAUUUGCUUUUUCCUGUUUUGUUAACUGUCUUUUUAUUAUGUUCAGUCAUCACUGUUUCAAAAUAAUUGCCAAUAAAUUAUGGUCUUCUAUUGAACAAA
This is a messenger RNA of Dromaius novaehollandiae (emu), 2652 nucleotides long. RefSeq names its product anaphase promoting complex subunit 5 (gene ANAPC5). Gene Ontology annotation, biological process: positive regulation of mitotic metaphase/anaphase transition; protein K11-linked ubiquitination; anaphase-promoting complex-dependent catabolic process. The transcript is spliced from 17 exons. Gene Ontology annotation, molecular function: protein binding. Gene Ontology annotation, cellular component: anaphase-promoting complex. The record is from RefSeq and is a predicted model, not a curated record. The coding region runs from base 142 to 2538 and encodes 798 amino acids. Lineage: Eukaryota; Metazoa; Chordata; Aves; Casuariiformes; Dromaiidae.